Molecule: messenger RNA, 1263 nt
Organism: Phoenix dactylifera (date palm)
Lineage: Eukaryota; Viridiplantae; Streptophyta; Magnoliopsida; Arecales; Arecaceae
Source: RefSeq, a predicted model, not a curated record
GGGGCAGGGUUCUCUUUUUUAUCUUAGCUCAGCAACGCCAAGAGUGAGAGCCAGGGAGAUGGAAACCAUGUUACUUCUCCGCUUGUCGGCUCUGCUGCUGCUGCUGCCGGCGGCAUUGCCGUCGGAGGCCGCGACGCUGGCGCUGUACAACCGGUGCCGGGAGACGGUGUGGCCUGGCAUCCAGCCGAGCGCCGGGAAGCCCAUACUCGCCCGCGGCGGCUUCCGCCUGCUUCCCAACCAGGCUUACUCCAUCCGCCUGCCCCCUGGCUGGUCCGGCCGCGUCUGGGGCCGCCAGGGGUGCACCUUCGACCCCGCCACCAGCCGCGGCCGCUGCGCCACCGGCGACUGCGGCGGGAACCUCUUCUGCGCCGGUCUCGGCGGUUCUACCCCGGCCACCCUCGUGGAGAUCACCCUCGGCCAGGGCCAGACUCAGGACUUCUACGACGUGAGCCUCGUGGACGGCUACAACCUCGGCAUCUCCAUGACGCCGUUCCGAGGAAAGGCAUCCGUCGGCGGCGUUGGCGGGGGGGCGCGGUGCGCGGCUGCGGGGUGCGUGAGCGAUCUGAACGCGGUGUGCCCGGCGGGGCUGGCGGUGAGAGACGGGGGGCGAGGUGGGGGGAGGGUGGUGGGGUGCAAGAGCGCGUGCUCGGCGUUUGGGUCGCCGAGGUACUGCUGCACGGGGAGCUACGGGGGGCCGCAGCAGUGCAAGCCCACGUCCUACUCGCGGCUGUUCAAGACCGCAUGCCCCCGGGCUUACUCCUACGCCUACGACGAUGCCACAAGCAUCCUCACCUGCUCCCCGGGCGCCAGCUACCUCGUCACCUUCUGCCCCCACCACUGAUUCAUUUCAACAUCAAGCCAUCACCAAACAUGGCUGCUUGCUGCUGCUGUCAUGAUGCAUUGCCUCAUCUUACUACUUCAUACAUACAUAUAUAUAUAUAUAUAUGUAGUGGUACUGCUAGGAGCUACUAGGAAUAGUUUGUACUACUUCUCAUGGAUCUUAUGACAUCUAGUCUUGUCUCCUUGUUAGUUUACUUCUAUAUAUGUUAUCACCUGAUGCUUCUAUCUCAUGUUUGGAUUUGUAUUUCAGUUAGUGUGUUGGAAGUUAAGUGAAGGACUUUGGCAUGGUUGAUGGAAAUUAAUUGAUGAAAUGGCUUCACUCAGAGGAGAAGGGCAGAAAUAACAACAAUGAGUUUGUUGCCUAUGAAAUCUAAGAAAUUUUCGGAACCAAGGAGAAAUAUUUUAAAGAGGAUUUAUGAAUUA